Perkinsus marinus ATCC 50983 is the source of this 1410-nucleotide messenger RNA. Its product is annotated as Calcium-dependent protein kinase, putative. Gene Ontology annotation, molecular function: calmodulin binding; calcium/calmodulin-dependent protein kinase activity; calcium ion binding. Lineage: Eukaryota; Perkinsozoa; Perkinsida; Perkinsidae. Bases 1 to 1410 code for a protein of 469 amino acids. Gene Ontology annotation, biological process: peptidyl-serine phosphorylation; intracellular signal transduction; protein autophosphorylation. Gene Ontology annotation, cellular component: cytoplasm; nucleus. The transcript is spliced from 11 exons. The record is from RefSeq and is a predicted model, not a curated record.
AUGGUGACGAUUCAGCGCUCUGGAUUCAUCCUCGACAACGAAGGGAAGUUACUCUCGGAUUCGUAUGAUGUCGAGAAGCAGACCCUCGGUCAAGGUGGAGCUGAGCUCGGCACUUAUGGAUCUGUGUCGAAGGCGACUAACAAGUCGACUAAGCUUGUACGUGCUAUUAAAACAAUACCGAAAUCGCAUUUGAAGAACGUCGCUCGAUUCCGUCAGGAGAUUGCUAUCAUGAAAACUCUCGACCAUCCUAACAUUGUCAAACUGUUCGAAACAUUCGAAGAUGCGAAGAAUAUCUAUCUCGUCCUGGAGCUGUGUACUGGUGGAGAGCUCUUCGACAGAAUUAUUGACCAGGGUUAUUUCACGGAGAGUGGCGCGGCUAGUUUGAUGAAACAGAUAAUUUCAGCGGUGUACUAUUGUCAUAAAAACAACAUCGUUCAUCGAGAUUUGAAACCAGAAAACUUUCUUUUCUUAAACGACGCGGAGAAUUCCCCCUUGAAAAUAAUAGAUUUCGGCUUAGCUUCCAAGUUUGGGAGCGAUGUUCAUUUGAAGACUAAGGCUGGCACACCGUACUAUGUUUCACCCCAAGUUUUGAGAGGCGAAUACAACGAGUCCUGCGAUCUGUGGAGCUGUGGAGUCAUAAUGUAUAUCCUCCUCUGCGGCUACCCUCCUUUCCAUGGUGAUACCGAUGCGGAAAUUCUGGCUCGAGUGAAGUCAGGAAAGUACACCUUUCCCGACGAGGAAUGGAAGCAUGUCAGCAAUGACGCUAAGGAUCUUAUACGCAAGCUAUUGACGUUCGACCAAGCACAGAGGUGGACGGCAGAGCAGGCUCUCGGCCAUAGAUGGAUCAAGAACUUGGCGAAGACUGCUGAUGGCGAUGCUGAAGAGCAUCGUAACGUAGUUUCUGGAUUGAGGAAUUUCCGAGCACAGAACAAGAUGAAGAAGGUCGCGUUAACGGUCAUCGCUCAGCAGCUGGCCGAAUCGGACAUUGAGCGUCUGAAGAAGACCUUCCAGGCUUUGGAUGAAAACGGCGAUGGCACUUUGACUGUGCAGGAGAUCAAAGAAGGGAUGAGGUCACUGGAUGUGUCGCUGCCUGCUGAUCUUGAGGAGAUAAUGAGGGACGUAGACUCUGAUGGAUCUGGUGCUAUAGAUUAUACCGAGUUUAUCGCAGCUACUAUUGACAAGAAAACGUACAUUCAAGAAGAUGUGUGUUGGGCCGCGUUUCGGCUGUUCGAUCUCGAUGGGAAUGGGAAGAUAUCUCAAGACGAGUUGCAGAAGGUUCUCAGUAACGAUGACGUCAAGACUGCUCUUGGUCAAGACACUGUGAGGAGGAUGAUCAGCGAGGUCGACCUGGACGGAGAUGGAGAAAUAGAUUUUGAUGAGUUUAUGGCUAUGAUGCGCAGCUCCAAUUAG